This is a messenger RNA of Closterium sp. NIES-65, 1431 nucleotides long. NCBI's taxonomy places the organism in Eukaryota, Viridiplantae, Streptophyta, Zygnematophyceae, Desmidiales, Closteriaceae. The record is from the annotation of a GenBank genome assembly.
AUGGUAGUAGUGAGCAUCUGCCUCGCCAUCGAGCAGCAACAGAACAGGUGUGACAAGGACGGGGAAGGCGACGACGACGAGGAGGAGGAGGGCAGGGAGGAGGAAGACGACGACGACGAGGACCAGGACGAGGAGCAGGAGCAGGAGCAGGAGCAGGAGCAGGAGCAGGAGCAGGAGCAGGAGGAGAAGGAGGAAGAGGAGGAGGAAGAGGAGGAGGAGGAGGAGGAGGAGGAGGAGGAGGAGGAGGAGGAGGAGGAGGAGGAGGAGGAGGAGGAGGAGGAGGAGGAGGAAAAGGAGGAGGACCAUGACGACGACGAGGAGGAGAAAGACGAGGAGGACGAGGAGGAAGAGGAGGAGGAGGAGGAGGAGGAGGAGGAGGAGGAGGAGGAGGAGGAGGAGGAGGAGGAGGAGGAGGAAGAGGAGGAGGAGGAGGAGGAGGAAAAGGAGGAGGAGGAGGAGGAGGAACUGUACUGUAUGGUUUGUCCACUCGCUCAGUUUUUGUUGGCAGAGUGGUUCGGAGCGGCAAUGCACGAGAGUGGGGAGUUGAAAGAGGUGUUUGCAGAGAAAGGGGUGCUGGGAGGGGCGGGGAAGGGAGAUGCACCAGGAGCAGUGACGGCAGCAGCAGCAGCGGCGGAUGGGCAGGUUGAUGGGGCGAAGGGGUUGCAAGAGCGGCUGAAGGCACUCCUCUCGUCUUCGCCUACCAUGCUGUUCAUGAAGAUGAUUGAAGGCACUCGUCUCGUCUUCGCCUUCCUCUCAUCCCUUCCUCUCAUCCCUUCCUCUCAUCCCUUCCUCUCAUCCCUUCCUCUCAUCCCGUCCUCUCUGCUGCGUUACCUCUCAGGGAACACCGGAGGAGCCGCGGUGUGGGUUCAGCCGCAAGGUGGUGGAUGCAGUCCAGGCACACCAGAGGAGCCGCGGUGUGGGUUCAGCCGCAAGGUGGUGGAUGCACUCACGUCAGAAGGUAUUUCCUUUGGCAGUUUUGACAUUCUCACGGACGAGGCAGGAACACCGCAGGAGCCCCGGUGUGGGUUCAGCCGCAAGGUGGUGGAUGCAGUCAAGUCAGACAUGGACUCAUCGCAUGUUUCCCCCCCCUCUUCCCCCCUUCUUCCCCCCCUCUUCCCCCCUUCUUCCCCCCCUCUUCCCCCCCUCUUCCCCAUGGCUUGUCCUCACGGCCUUGCCUUGCUUUCCCAGGGCACACCUGAGGAGCCGCGGUGUGGGUUCAGCCGCAAGGUGGUGGAUGCACUUACGUCAGAAGGCAUUUCCUUUGGCAGUUUUGACAUUCUCACGGAUGAAGCAGUGAGGCAGGGGCUGAAGGAGCUCUCCAAUUGGCCCACGUACCCCCAGGUGUACCACAAGGGCGAGCUGAUUGGUGGAUGCGAUAUUGUGCUUGAAAUGAAGGCUAAUGGGGAGCUUAAAGCCGAGCUUGGAGGGUGA